Molecule: messenger RNA, 3614 nt
Organism: Linum tenue
Lineage: Eukaryota; Viridiplantae; Streptophyta; Magnoliopsida; Malpighiales; Linaceae
Source: the annotation of a GenBank genome assembly
CUCUAAUUUCUGAGUGAGAGAGGGAGAGAGGGUCUCAUUCUUUCUUUCCGCUCAUAAAUUCUCUCUUUGUUGUAAAAUAGUGAUUAUAAAUUCCUGAUUUCAUUACCCAAUUCUGUCUCUCUUUCCUUUCUUUCUUCUUCUUCUUCCUCAACAAAUUUCCCCUCUGCAACAUUUUCAUUAGAGUUUUCCUUUCUCCAUACUGAAAGUUAGGGUUUCCUAUCGCUCCUCUCCUCGUCCCAUCACUUUGACAAUAACUAGGAACCGGCAUUCAUUUUUACCCCUGUGGAAAGAAUUCUCCCCAGCUUCCAAGGUCGAGGUGAAUUGGAGCUCUUUGCAUCAGAAUCCGAUUAGGGAUUAGAUUUUCUUUUUUGGUGUUCCUCCUUUUCUUUUUGAGACACUAGCUGCAACCUGAACAGUGGACGAUGGAAGGUUGAUUUCCCCCCUUCCCAUACAGCUAUUUCCAUUCUAUUUUCGUUUCUUACUUUGGUUUCAAAAGCCUUCGUUGAAGAGAUGUCUGGUUAUGCGAUUGCAAUGAAUGGGAAUUGGGGAGGGGGUGUUGAUUGAACAAGGGUCGUUGAUUUGAAAGGAAGGGCAAGGAAGGAAGCCUUUGUUGUUUCUGUGGGAGUUGUGAGGAUGACAGACUUUCAACCUGUACAGCAAAAGCCUGAGUCCACCACCACAAAUGAUACUCGUGCAGAAUUUGAAAGGGGAUGGGAGGACUUGAUGCGAGGGCCCUUAGAUGAUUGUAUGUCAUUUGCCUCCUGCAGCUCUCCUCGUACUCCGGAUGAUGAGGAUGACGAGGGGGAUCAGCUUGUUCGCAGGAGACGGAGGUCUGACCUUGAAGGGGAUGAUUUGGCCGAGUCUUCAGCUGCCAGGAGACGCCAUUCCCGCAUUCUCAGCAGGUGGGCUGCCCGGCAGGCUCAGGAGAUGAUGAUCACCACUAUUGAGAGGAGGAAUCGUGAGUCGGAGUUGAUGGCGCUUGCAGGUCUCCAUACAGUCUCAAUGCUUGAUUCCUCGUUUUUAAGGGAGCCACAAUCACCCUCACCGCCCACUUCCAGAAGGCAGGGCGGGACAGCUGAACGACCAAGCACUCGGGCGUCAGCAAUUUUGCAAAUGUGGCGGGAGUUGGAGGAUGAGCAUGUUUUGAACAGGGCCCGUGAAAGGUUGAGGCAGCAAAGGAGUGUGGAUUCUACUACCACAAAUGAUGCUUCAACUACAAACAUGUCCGAGGCUCGAGGAGAAAGUGAGAAUCAGGGAAGUGUGGGUGAGAGUGACACUGAGUUUGGACCUUGGUCGCCUGAGCAAGUGGUUUCCCGGACUGAGCGUGGCGAAGAUAAUAAUGCUGGCUCGAGUCGGGAGCAUUCUCCUGAUCUUGGAGAAGUUGAGAGGGAGAGGGUGAGGCAGAUUGUUCGUGGAUGGAUGGACAGCGGUAUGAGUGAUCGUACAUCCAAUCUAUCCCAACGAAAUGGCGGCGGUACUAGAGGAGAAUGGCUUGGUGAAACGGAACGUGAAAGGGUGAGAAUUGUGAGGGAGUGGGUGCAAAUGACUAGCCAGCAGCAACGAGGAUCUCGAGGGGCACGAAGGGAUGAUCAAGCUAGUGGACGUGGUGGUGCUCAAGUUACUACUAGAAACCGGGAAAGGUCAGUUGAUGAAGGGCAACCAGAACAUAUUCGUCGGGACGUACUUAGGCUGCGUGGCAGACAAGCUGUUAUUGAUUUGCUUAUGAGGAUUGAGAGGGAAAGGCAGCGGGAGCUUCAGGGAUUGUUGGAACAUAGAGCUGUUUCUGAAUUUGCUCACCGCAAUCGCAUUCAGUCAUUAUUGAGGGGUAGAUUCCUCCGAAAUGAAACAACUGUUGAAGACGAAAGACCACCUUCAGUGGCUUCAAGUGAAUUAGUUCAAUUAAGACAGCGGCACACCGUUUCCGGUAUAAGGGAAGGAUUUCGUUCAAGAUUGGAAAAUAUUGUCCUGGGUCAAGUAAGCAGCCAAUCUGAUAAUCCUAGUGAUAUUAACAAUGAUCGGACUGAAACAGAUACUUCACUGGAUGUUCAGCAUGAGGAUAAUGUUCAAUCCGAACCUAGGACGCAAGAAGAUGAUGCCCGUCCAUUACCUGAUCAGACCGAUGCCUCAGAAAGUAAUGCAGGCACUGAUAACAUGAAUUGGCAGGAAAAUGUUAAUCAAGCUAGGGGUUGGCAGGAGGAAAUUACAGAUAGUGGGGGAGGAAACUGGCAACAGACAGAUUAUGGUCCUUUCAAUGAAUGGAGAGAUGACAAUGCUGAACCUGUGGAUCAGAAUUGGCAGCAGAAUAACGUUGAAUCUUGGCCCCAGGAAACACCUGGUAAUGUACAUAAUGAACCAGGUCGUCCACAGGAAGCCCAGGGAGCUUGGCAUGAAGAUGGCUCUCGGGAGGCUGUUGAAACGUGGAUGGAGGGUCCUUCUGAUCCACCAAGAGCUCGUCGUUCUGUUCCAUUGAGAAGGUUGAAUAGAUUUCACCCUCCAGAUGAUGAAAAUGUUUAUAGUAUGGAGCUUAGGGAAUUAUUGAGCAGGCGAAGUGUAUCUAAUCUGCUUCGGAGUGGGUUCCGUGAAAGUCUGGAUCAAUUAAUACAUUCAUACGUGGAAAGACAAGGCCGUGCUCCCAUUGACUGGGAUGUUCACAGAAACUUGCCAAUACAAACUUCUGCUUCACCGGGGCAGGAUGAAGAGCAGCAGAGGGAUGAACAUCGUGAGGAUCAGCGUGAGGCAAUAAACAGACCUUCACUGGUACUUCCGUCCCCACCAGUGCCUCCACCCCAGCCUCUUUGGCACCAGGAUUUACAUCACACUGGCUGGUCCCGUCAUAGCAUGCAUCGAUCUGAGCUUGAAUGGGAAAUGAUGAAUGAUUUGAGAGCAGAUAUGGCGAGGCUUCAGCAAGGAAUGAGUAACAUGCAGAGAAUGGUGGAAGCUUGCAUGGAUAUGCAGCUAGAGUUGCAGCGCUCUGUUAGACAGGAAGUUUCUGCCGCUCUGAAUCGAUCAUCUGGGGAAAAAGGUUUUGGAAUGGCUGCAGAGACAUCCGAGGACGGGUCUAAAUGGGGUCAUGUGAAGAAGGGGACAUGCUGCGUGUGUUGUGAUAGCCACAUAGAUUCUUUGUUGUACAGAUGUGGGCACAUGUGCACGUGCUCGAAGUGUGCCAACGAACUGGUUCGGGGCGGUGGUAAGUGCCCACUGUGUCGAGCACCGAUCGUUGAAGUCAUCAGAGCAUACUCCAUACUAUAAUUAUUAUGUAUAAAAGGAAACAUUGAAGGUAAGCAAACCGAUGAAGUUAGAAUUCUUGGCAUAGGUGAGAUGUAUAGAUGUUUAUGGAGCCACUGGUGUCAGUCAGACUUCCUUUGAAGAAUAGGAAAGGCUUCUCAUCCACACUGUGGCUCCCUCCCUGUGUCUCUUUUUGUUGGGAAAGAGUUGUUUCCUCCUUUUUGGCCAUGCAGUUGAUCAUUCAGCUGCUGUUUAUAUGUGGGGAUGGCUCUUCCUAUUCCGUUGUAUAAUUCUGGGAGUUUAAUAUGCUGAACACUAAUUGGACCUCAUUUCUUCAUUCGUGCGUAAAUAAAAGAACUGUUCUUGUUAUGAUGAUUUAUAGUCUUGUC